Messenger RNA from Microplitis mediator, 5867 nucleotides. Its product is annotated as probable serine/threonine-protein kinase MARK-C. Gene Ontology annotation, biological process: protein phosphorylation; intracellular signal transduction; microtubule cytoskeleton organization. Lineage: Eukaryota; Metazoa; Arthropoda; Insecta; Hymenoptera; Braconidae. Gene Ontology annotation, molecular function: ATP binding; tau-protein kinase activity; protein serine/threonine kinase activity. The coding region runs from base 350 to 2554 and encodes 734 amino acids. The transcript is spliced from 9 exons. The record is from RefSeq and is a predicted model, not a curated record. Gene Ontology annotation, cellular component: cytoplasm.
GGGUUGCAACAUGGCCGUCUGUUAGUCGGUAUCGAACCGUCGUGCUUGCGAGGUGUAUCUGUGGUGAUGAUAUGCCGAGUUCACGGGGUGUCGUUACAGAAAGACUUUUGUUAAAUAAAAAAAUAAUUAUUUUAAAAAUAGUCCAAGUGCCGAAGUUAAAUGGCCGGUAAUUUAAAAACGUCAAUGGUAUGGGUGGUGAGUUAAUUUAACGUCGACAAAAAGGAUCAAAAUAAAUAAUCGACGCGGAACGAAAGACUGAAAUAGAGAGGAUUGAACAAGACAUCUAUUGUUUCUCAAUACAAUAAUAAUAUUUAAUAAUAAUAAUUAUAAUAAUAAUACUGAAACAAAAAUGGAAUCAGCUGGUACGCAGGGUAAAAAACAAAUUCGCGUGGGAUUUUAUGAUAUCGAGGGUACGAUUGGUAAAGGAAAUUUUGCAGUUGUCAAAUUAGCUCGGCAUCGUAUUACCAAAACGGAGGUUGCCAUUAAAAUAAUCGAUAAAACAAAAUUGGACUCGACAAACUUGGAAAAAGUUUACCGCGAAGUUGAAAUUAUGAAACAACUUGAGCACCCGCAUAUUGUUAAAUUAUACCAGGUUAUGGAAACAAAGAACAUGAUUUAUAUGGUGUGCGAGUACGCGAGUAAAGGUGAAAUAUUUGAUUAUAUUGCACGUUAUGGUAGAAUGGGCGAGUCUCGUGCACGUGCAACAUUUGCACAAAUUUUAUCAGCCGUCGAGUACUGUCACAAUACUGGUGUAGCUCAUCGUGAUUUAAAGGCCGAAAAUUUAUUACUCGAUGAUCACAUGAACGUUAAAAUCGCAGACUUUGGGUUCAGUAAUCGAUUUGUACCCGGGGAAAGAUUGAGCACUUGGUGCGGCAGUCCACCUUACGCUGCACCGGAAGUUUUUCGGGGCAAACAUUAUGCCGGACCUGAAAUAGAUGUAUGGAGCUUAGGAGUUGUCUUGUACGUUUUGGUAUGCGGGGCGUUACCUUUUGACGGAUCUACUCUUCAGUCGCUGCGUGACCGUGUUCUGAGUGGUAGAUUUAGAAUUCCAUAUUUUAUGAGCAAUGAUUGCGAAAACUUAAUACGUAAGAUGUUAGUAUUAGAGCCAACAAAACGAUACACAAUUCCACAAAUAAAAAGGCAUCGUUGGCUUAUUGGUACCGCCGAUUCCGUUUGUCCAAUAAUUACGACGAUACCAUCAGCUCUGCAAGAGCCCAACGAACAAAUAUUAAGAGUCAUGCAAAGUUUAGGAGUAGAGAUUCCUCGUAUCAAAGACUCAUUGAAAAAUAACAGCUACGAUCAUUCCGCUGCAAUAUAUUUUUUGCUGCUUGAAAGACUGAAGCAACACCAAAGAGACAACAUCACAACAAAUAACAGCAGCAGCGCGUGGACCGCGUCACGGGCUAGAGACGACAAGUUUAAGUCAAGAGCAAGAGAUGACGGGAGAAGUGGGAAAAGGUUCAGCUCGACGAGCUCAUCAACCGACGAAGGAUGUUGCAGCGCCGAGGGCGAUCUCGAAGAGGGUCCAAGUGGGGAUGAGCUCCGUGACGCACAAAUAAAACUUCAGGAGCACAGACUGGGAUUAGAUCAAGACAUAAGCCAGCGAAUUGACAGCCAGAUAGUUAACCGCCGGCUAAGUGAUUAUCAGCAUCACCACUUUGAUAACAUCCUUGAUCCCAUCGACCCUCCGUGCCGCACUACUAUCUUCGGCCCUGGAUGUGGCGGCAGCUCAUCUUCGGAUCUGUUCGAGUCAAGUUUCGAUUCCGGCUGCCCGUCUGACCUGACAAUUACCGGAUUUACAAGCAGUCUACCGUCGUGUACCCCACCGCCGCCCAAAAGUCCGUCACCAAUUGCCGCCAGGUUGUCAAGAACAGGACAAGGAAGGCGAGCAUCUGAUGGCGGACCUAGACUACUCUUUGGGCAGCAAAAUAAUUCUGCCGAACGACCUACCAAACAACGCAGCAUUCAAGAUUCAGGAAAAGCACGUGGACAUUUAGAUCUGGUUCAUCUGCGUCCAAGCUCGACGUCACCAAGCCAGCAACCGUUUAAAAUACGCGCGGACUCUAGUAUGCAUCUCCAGUUGAUGGUGCAGCAGAGAAUGCUGCAGCAGAAAAGAAAUAUGUAUCACAGGCACCGUGGUGGUGUCAGUCCUACCCCACUGUCUAAUGUCGGUGACAGCGCAGUGUCUUCAGCCUCGUCAUCCUCAUUGUCAAGGCGCAAUAUCGCUGGCGAUCAUGUACCCAGACAGGACAGCUACAAAUUGGCGCAACGUAAACAAAUAUUGCCACCGCUGUCACAAGCUCAGGACGACAAUGACACUGAUGAAUUUGAACGCGAACGCGAGCGUGAAGAAGAACGAUGGAAAAGUUUGCCAUCGAGACUCGCAACUGACUGCCAAUUGGCUGAACGUACAAUGCUUUGGAGUCAACAGGUUGGUUUAAGUGGAGGUGCUUCAUAUCUACCUCCAGGAAGCAUCGGAGCAGGUUUCCUCUGGCCGGUUGGAGCCAACCCACAUGCGACGAUAUUCGAAAAUACCGGCGACCCGAUGGAGUAAAUUAUAGAAUACGAUAUUAGAAUUACAGAACCGUCUCUGAUUACAUUGAGGCAAGAAAAAAUUUCAACACUGACGUAAUUACAAAUAAACCAUCCAUUUUAUUGAAUACGCUGUAAAAAAUCGGGAUUUUAUUUAAACCUGAACUCGCUUGGAGUUCUGGAGUUUAAUAAAAAAUUACUCCGCGUACGGAGUAAAUGGGGAGUUUGUUUUUGCAGGAGUGAUUUUGGAGGGAACUGGAUUUUAUUUAAAUUCGUAUUCCGAUUUGGAGUUUUAAAAUUAAAAUAAACUCUGGUUCGGAGUAAAUUUUACUUUAAGGGAGUAAAUAAAUAGUCAUCUAUUCCGCAUUCACUCCAAUUCAGGGUUUAAAUUUUAAAAUAAACUUCUUUUACGAGUGAAAUUUACUCCGAACCAGAGUUUUAAUAUUAAAAUAAACUCCUCUUCAAAGUAAAUUUCACUCUAAGGAAAUUAAAUAAAUAGUCAUCCGCUCGACAUUAACUCCGAUUCGGAGUAAAAAUUCCCUUUAGGAGUGAAAUUUACUCCGAACCAGAGUUUUAAUAUUAAAAUAAAUUCCCCUUCGGAGUAAAUUUCACUCUCAGGAAUGAAAUAAACAGUCAUCCGCUCGGCAUUAACUCCGAUUCGGAGUAAAAAUUCCCUUUAGGAGUGAAAUUUACUCCGAACCAGUUUUAUUAUUAAAAUAAACCCCCCUUCGGAGUAAAUUUCACUCUCGGGAAUUAAAUAAAUAGUCAUCCGCUCGGCAUUAACUCCGAUUCGGAGUAAAAAUUCCCUUUAGGAGUGAAAUUUACUCCGAACCAGAGUUUUAAUAUUAAAAUAAACUCCCCUUCGGAGUAAAUUUCACUCUAAGGAAAUUAAAUAAAUAGUCAUCCGCUCGACAUUAACUCCAAUUCGGAGUAAAAAUUCCCUUUAGGAGUGAAAUUUACUCCGAACCGGAGUUUUAUUAUUAAAAUAAACCCCUUCGGAGCUAAUUUUGUUCCUAGGAAAUAAAAUAAAUAAACUCAUCCGCUCCGCAUUCACUCCGAAAUUUUUUUACAGCGUAAAAUGUCAAGAUUAUUUAGUUCGUUUCACUCGAUUAUUAAUAUCUUGUCUUUAUCCAAGAGUACGAGUAGGAAAAUUUAUUUAUAAACAAUAAUAAUAAUAAUAAAACGAUGUUCGAUUGCUAUAAAUAUCAUCCCCUGUCUUAUCAUAAUAAAAGAUAAAAAAAGAAAAAAAAAUCGACUGAGGAAUUAAAAUCAUCGCAUGUAAUUUAGUAAAUUAAAUUACUAUAGACUGAUCAUUUAAUUAUAAUUAUAAUAUUAUAUUAAUUAAUUGGUAAAUAUCAAUGUAAUUAGUACUUGUAACGAUCAUCUUUUUUGUAAAUGAUUAAAAAUUUAACUGUCAUUUUGACAGUUAAUUUUUACCUUAAGAUGUUAUUCGUUUGUUAGAUAAAUUAUAUAAAUUAUAUAUAUACAUAUAUAUCUUAUCGUACUGCCAAUCGAGUAUUUUACUCGAGUCUUUAUCAUUAUUUAUACACAUUUGUAAGCUCAAUAUUUCGACGUGUUAAGUAAAAUAUUAAUUAUUUAUUAACUUAUUUAUCAAUUGUAAUUAAUUUUAUUAUUUUAAUUGUAUAAAUAUAUUUAUCUUUACACGUUGAUAAACUGAGUGCUUACCAUAAUGGUAAUUAGUCAAUAAUUAAUAAUUAUAUAUAAUAAAUUGUCGGCCGAUUUAAGUCUCACACAAAGAAAGCUCAAUAAUUAAAAAUAUAAAUAAUAAAACGCAUUGAGAUUUGACGAGUUACUUUUUGUGGGAAAUAUUUACGAGCUUUUAAAUCAUAUAUAUAUAUAAAAAAAAGUAAUUACAAUUAAAAGCAAUAUAAGUUGCGCACAACCGACAACGAUUUAAAAUAUUUGUUUAAUUAAACUCACGAUCUUUAUACAAAACUAUAACAAUCAAACGUCGCUCAGAAAUAAAUACAGAAACAGAAACAGAAUUUAUUUAAUUUAAAAUAACAAUAAACUUUUUUUACAACUGAAUGAAUGCUUGAGAUAAUUAACAUCGAACUACUCUGGAAAAAAUUAAAAAACAAACUUAUAGUUGAUCUUCAAGUAAAUAUAUAAAUUAAAAAUACUUAUAAUUAGCCGUAGAUUAGGCGUGAAUGUAAUCCUCGUUGUUCGUCCAUCAGCAAAAUAAAAUACUCGCCAAAUAAAAUUGUUAAUGAAAGAAUGAAUUAAUAAAAUAAAUGUAUGAGAAUGUGAUAUAUCCAUACGCAAUACAAGGUCUAAUGUAGUCAAUAACAUCAAAUAUUUUUUAGGAUUAUUGUUAAUAUCAUUGUACUAUGGACAAAGAGUUCCUGUCGCCAUAUCAGAGUUAAACAAAUUAUUGCUGUAAUAAUAAUUAUGAUAAUUGUAUAGCGAUUACAAAAAAAUUAGCCAGUGGAUUGAUUAACUUGAUAUUAAAUGAUCUAAUGUACGUAAAGUGCACGUAGAAUCUUAUAUAUAUAUGAAUAUAUAUAAAGUACCCGACUGCCAGUCCCCUAUCAGGAUCCAGCCCUUUUAUAUAUUUUAUUAACGAGUUUAUUUUGAGGUCAUUUUCAAAAAUACCCCCUACUUUUUUUAAAUAUGCAGUGAUCGAACUGUCACAACAGUAUUCAAAUUUUGUUGAUUAAUUUUGAAGAAAUUAAAUCAUUAAUUGGAAAAAGACUGACAAUUUUGCCGAGGUAUAGAUUUUUUAAAAAAUUACUCUCAGUUAUCAAUUAGGAGUCAAAUGAAAUUUGGUGAUUAAAUUUUAGUAAAAUCUUGGGGUCAGUGUAGUUUGAAAAAAAAUUUUAAUUAUUAUUAUUAAUUUUAUAAUAAGAAAUGUAACUUUUAGUGUAGUAGCCGUUAAAAUUUUUUAUCAAAUUUCGUUUGACUCCUAAUUGAUGUCAAUUGUAAAUAAUUUUUUUGAAAUUCUGUCGGCGAAAUUGUAAUUACGUUGUCUUUUUUAAAUUAAUGCUUUAACUUAUGUUUAGUUAAUUAAUAAAAUUUUAAUACGGUUAUGACAGUUCAAGAUCAUUUAAUAUUUUAAAAAAAGUGGGGGGUAUUUUCUAAGAAUUACCGUAAUUAAUUAAAAAAAAAUUACAGUUGUCAUCAAUACCACAAUUAGAAUUUUAAAAUUUUGUGACAAAAAUCUAUUUACCAAAUUUUGCUGUGCUCCUAAUUAAUAACCACUGCAAGUAAUUUUUUUUUAAUUAAUUAAUAAAACUACUACGGUUAUGAGUCAUUAAAUAUUUUACAAAAGCGGGGCACUGUCUGGGAAUCCCCUUAAAAAUUAAAUUAUUUCA